AGGCGUCACCUGACCGUCUUAGAGCUACACAGGAAGUAGGUUGACGAAUUCAACAUGGCUGUUGUCUGCAAAUAGAGAAGGACUGGUCUUCAGCAAUGAAAUAGUCCCGCUUUCUUAAAUCACAGGACAACUGACCCCGUUCUCCGUGUUAGCUGCUUGUUCGCCCUCCGACAUGGCGCAGUGUGUUCAGUCUGUUCAGGAGUUCGUCCAGGACUCGUUCGUCCCGAUGGUGGCCGUCCUGUGUAGUGAAGAAGCGGAGAGGGUGACUCGCAAGAACAACCUGAAUUUCGCCGAGCUACUGAGGCCUUUCUGCAGACUGACGUCCGAAGGUCACAUCCGGGACCCCAACAACCAGGUGCAGGUGGUGAAAAACAUGCGCAUCUCUGUCAACAACGUGGCGACGAGCCCCAACAUAGCGUCCGCCGCACUAAGCCCCGCCCAGCGUCGGCUGCUCAACGAAGUGGUGCUAUCCUCUCAGCCACAAGAGGGCACUGUGGCCAGCGUCAUCACUGCAGGAGACUACGACCUCAACUUCAGUGAUCACUCUCUUAAAGCUAGCCUCCCAUGGUACAGUGCCUGGAGAGACACACUGUUGGAAGUCAGCACCUCCAAGCACUGCACAGCGACCACGCCCUGGUUUGAAGCCUACAGGGAGAACUUUCUGCAAUCAAUGCCUGCCUCCGACCACGAGUUCCUCAACCACUACCUCGCCUGCCUCCUGGUGGUGUCCUCCACUGAGGCAGUCCCCGUGGAGCAGUUCCUCAAGCUUUCCCAGGAGCAGCACAGGAUUCAGCACAGUGGAGAAUACACCAACCCCAAGUGGUUCAUCCCCAACACUCUCAAGUACUACGUCUUACUGCAUGACAUGAGUGAGGGGGAUGAACAGAGGGCAGAUACAGUAUAUGAGGACAUGAAACAAAGGUAUGGUUCUCAGGGCUGCUAUUUGUUGAAGAUGAACUCUCACACCUUCUCCACUGAAGACGACGAACAGAUUCCAGACCCCUGGAGUCAAUACCUGCACAAGAAUAAUCUGCAUAGCCAGGAGGUGCUGGAGGAUCUAAGUGUGAACAGUGCUACAGCUGAGAACAGUGUCGGUGCACCUGAAGUGGACCAUAACUCCUCAGAGAAAGAGGGAGUGUCCAACAACCUUGGUAGCCAUCCUCUCCAUCUGGACCCUGCCAGCAGCUCCGGGAGCCUGCAGGCGCUCACUGCCCUGAAGAAAGGUGCAAGAGAUCCAGAGAGUGUGGCAGGAGGGGCAGGGAGCCACGGGGCAUGUCUGACCCUGAACGACCACGACCACAUCAGACAGUUCAUCCAGGAGUUCACCUCCAGAGGCCUGCUGCCGCACAUAGAGAAGAACAUCAGGCAGCUCAACGACCAGCUGAUCUCCAGGAAAGGUCUGAGUCGCUCUCUGUUCACUGCCACCAAGAAGUGGUUUGGUGGAGGGAAAGCUCCAGAGAAGAGCAUCAGUGAACCAAAGAGCACGUUUGGCCUCCUAUAUCCCCCAGAAGCCCCGGAGUUGCAGAUCAGGAAGAUGGCCGACCUGUGCUUCCUGGUUCAGCACUACGAGCUGGCCUACAGCUGUUACCACACUGCCAAGAAAGACUUCCUGUCCGACCAGGCCAUGCUGUAUGCUGCAGGGGCACUGGAAAUGGCUGCAGUCUCUGCCUUCCUGCAGGCUGGAGCUCCGCGCCCAUACCCAGCUCACUACAUGGACACUGCCAUACAGACGUACAGAGAUGUCUCCAAGAACAUGGUGCUGGCUGAGCGAUGUGCUUUGCUCAGCGCUGAGAUACUCAAGAGUCAGGGGAAAUAUUCUGAUGCCGCCACUCUGCUCAUCAAGAUGACCAGCGAGGACUGUGACCUGCGUAGUGCUCUGCUGUUGGAACAGGCCGCCCACUGCUUUAUUAAUAUGCGCAUCCCUAUGGUGCGCAAGUUUGCUUUCCAUAUGAUCCUGGCCGGUCAUCGUUUCAGCAAAGCAGGACAGAGGAGGCAUGCUCUGCGCUGUUACUGCCAGGCCAUGCAGGUGUACAAGGAGAGGGGCUGGUCUUUGGCAGAAGACCAUAUCAACUUCACAAUCGGCCGUCAGUCCUUCACACUUCGCCAACCGGAGAACGCUGUAGUGGCCUUCAAACAGAUCCUGACCAACGACAGCAGACAGACGGCCACACAGCAGGGCGCCUUCCUCAGAGAGUAUCUCUAUGUUUAUAAGAGUGUGAUUGGGGAAAGUGAAGUGAGCCUCCCCCAACUGCCUCUGCCCUGCAUCCACAGCUCAGCUACAAGGGUCUACUUCGGACACGAGCGCCGCCUUGCAGAAGGGGAAAAACAAGCAGCGACCCAUGUGUCCCUCGACCAGGAGUACGACCAGAGUUUGACGGACAUGUGGUGCCACCUCGAGGAGCAGCUUGUGGCUGCUGCCAACCGGGGAAUUGUCCCAGGGAACUUCCAGCCCACCCAGUGCUGCCUGAACAGUCAGACAGACAACCUGCGCCACCCGCUGGCUGUGGUGGAGGAGCCAAUCAUAGUGGAGCUGACAUUCAGAAACCCUCUGAAGAUUUCUAUGGCUCUGUCCGACCUCUCGCUUCUCUGGAGCUUCACUGCCAGUGAUUCCUCUCCAUCGACUGAAGAGUCACCAGCAGAGGUCGUCACCAACGAGGAGACCCUGGCUCGAGGGGUGGGCAGCCUAGAUAUGACACAGAAAGAUGAUAUUGUCACCACAGAGACCAUCCUUGAUUUUCAUAUGAGUCCUGAGGAGACCAAAAUGGCCCGCCUCAGGCUGCUGCCACACAGAACCGGACAGCUGAACAUCGUGGGUGUGGUGUACAACCUGGCUGAAGCCUCGCCUGGAGAGAUCGCUCCCAGCACUGACGGUCAGCAGACGACGGAUCUGAUGGUGGUUCGUGGAAAACAGGACCUGAAGAUCCAGGGCCAACGACUCAACCAGACCAAAGAGGACAAGAUGUCGGUUCAACAUGGUCCUGAUCGACGCCUGGAUCCCAUCAUAACACCACCCAUGCCCCUGAUGGAGGUCUUCUUCCUGCAGUUCCCCACUGCUCUGCUGUGUGGUGAGAUCAGGAAGGCCUAUGUCGAAUUCUGCAACGUCAGCAGUGUUGCUCUGUGCGGCCUGCGAGUGGCGUCCACACACCCUGAAUUCUUCACCUUUGGCAGCCAGGCCACUUCACCCCUCACACCGCUCAGCCCCACCUCGGCCGAGAACUGCUCAGCCUAUAAAACGCUUGCUGUGGGCCCCCAGCCGGGUUCAGUGGCAUCUGAGGUGUUGGUUUCAGCUGCGGAUUUCAGCCAGCACUCCAGUGUGAUGGACAUCCCGAUAGAGGGCAACACACUGCAACCGGGGGAGUCCACCCAGAUGCCUCUGUGGCUCAGAGGACCAGACCAGGAGGGGGUCCAUGAAAUUAGCUUCCUCUUCUACUACGAGAGCAAAGAGAAAGGAAACAAAAUCAGUCACCGGGUGUUGCGACACACGGUAUUCAUCUGUGCCAGUCGCUCUCUGAGUGUGCAGGCGUCGGCCUCCCGCAGCAGCGUCCCUCCACAUCACAGUGUGGAUGACACUGGCAGCGGUGGAACGCUUGUCUUCAUUGACGUGGAGAACAUCAACACGAGUGAGUCUGGUGUGCGCGAGUUCCACAUCAUCCAGGUGUCCAGCAGCAGCCAACACUGGCGUCUCCAAAAGUGUAUCAACCCAGCCAAAGAUAAAGACUGUAAACUCACCAGCAGAGAAAGAGCCAAGCUGUGUUUCAGGGCCACGCGCUGCAAACCCCAACAAGCUCCCCCGGAUGCCGUGGAGAAGUACACGUUUGCAGACCUGAACCUGGGAAAUGAACGGAUUGUCAGCUCUUCCACGCCCUGUGGAGAUUUCUUCUUCCGCUGCCACCGGACCCUGGCCCCCCAGAGAGGGGACGUGGCCUCGUUCAGGACAUCAAACAGCAGCAAGAGUCCGGGUGUCGUCUCGUCUGAGGACCAGGCCGCAAAUAUCACCAACAUUGUCAAAAAGUGUAACGAGCUGGACCUCAACAUUAUCGUCAUCUGGAAGGCAUAUGUGGUCGAGGACAACAAACAGCUGAUCCUCGAGGGCCAGCUCCACGUCGCACUGCAGGCCAUCGGCAAAGAGGUCACUUCUGUCACUCCCAAAGAGGAAGCUCAGGAGAUGGUGCUGCUCAAGUUUAAAUCUGAGCUGCCUCCUCCAGUCGCUCUUCCCUCUGCAGAGCUGUCCCAACUCAUCAAAACCAACCUGCACUACCCCGAGACUUACACACACCCCUUUGUCCAGGAUAGUCUCUGUCUGGUGCCAGUUACUCUGAAUCUGUCCAACUGCUCCUUGGCUCAAGUGGACGUGAUCAUUGACUUGCGGCACAAAAGCACAAGCCCAGAGUCUCUGGAGGUCCACGGCUCAUUCACCUGGGUUGGGCAGAGCCAGUACAAGCUGCAGCUGCAGCCUCAGGAGGUUUUGUGCCUGAGCCUGCGAGCCUGUUUCCUCCAGGCCGGCGUCUACAACCUCAACACGCCGAGAGUCUUCGCCAAGCCGGCCAAGCAGGCGGCGCUGGGCGAGACGAGUCAGCAGACGGCGAGUCCUGCUCUGAUCAUCAUCAACAACGCCUGAGAGGAGCAUCAUGGGAGUCUGGACUCCUUUUAACUCACCUUACCGGUCCUCAUGAAGAAGACUGGAGAUGUUCAUUUACAUCCAACAGCUGCAGUGUACAGUAUGGAGACCUUUUGUGUACGUGGCUCCACCACCCUCUCACAGGUUUUCCCUCCUACAUCAUACUUGAACUGUCUCCUCCCGUCACCAGCAUCUUAAACCAAAUGAGAAGAGGUUCUGCUGGUGUUGGACAAGAAUGUUGAGUCUGACCUGAAGUCCGCUGCUCUUCUCUUCAUGUUGAACCACGUUACUACAGGCCUCACGCCACUGGGUCCAUUUCACUUGUCUGUCCUUUAGAUUCUAUCCUCCGUUCACUUCAACAACCUCAGUCUGCAAUUAAACUGAAGUGGAAAAGAAAUCAGACGUUAAAGUCCUGAAGGGACUGAGCAGUACACAUCUGUUUACAUCCUGAUUAUUGUACGUCACCACUCAGCUGCCCUCUCAUACUGUAGCUUCUCCUGAGCAAAGACAACCGGAUCAAUGUGUGAUCUUCACUCAGUACAACAGACCAUCCAUGUGCUCAUGUGCACACUCUCCAUAUUGUGAUCAAGUGCUUGUAUGCAUCGACUCGACGGCUUUUCCGAAAAAUUAUGUAUGAUAUUUAUAUAACAAAGUGGAUGUAAAUAGUAAAUAAAAUGUAACUAAUGAUACUGUAAGUAUUGUGACGGAUA
Scophthalmus maximus (turbot) is the source of this 5328-nucleotide messenger RNA. It is a transcript of the gene trappc8, whose product is annotated as trafficking protein particle complex subunit 8. The coding region runs from base 173 to 4618 and encodes 1481 amino acids. The transcript has 30 exons. The record is from RefSeq and is a predicted model, not a curated record. NCBI's taxonomy places the organism in Eukaryota, Metazoa, Chordata, Actinopteri, Pleuronectiformes, Scophthalmidae. Gene Ontology annotation, molecular function: protein binding. Gene Ontology annotation, biological process: endoplasmic reticulum to Golgi vesicle-mediated transport; protein localization to phagophore assembly site. Gene Ontology annotation, cellular component: cytoplasmic vesicle; phagophore assembly site; TRAPPIII protein complex.